Messenger RNA from Exophiala bonariae, 1407 nucleotides. RefSeq lists its product as uncharacterized. Lineage: Eukaryota; Fungi; Ascomycota; Eurotiomycetes; Chaetothyriales; Herpotrichiellaceae. Gene Ontology annotation, biological process: carbohydrate transport; transmembrane transport. Gene Ontology annotation, cellular component: membrane. The record is from RefSeq and is a predicted model, not a curated record. The transcript has 4 exons. Gene Ontology annotation, molecular function: carbohydrate:proton symporter activity. Bases 1 to 1407 code for a protein of 468 amino acids.
AUGGGAUCUUUGAAUGUUAUGCCUACUUACAAAGCCUACUUCAACCUCAACACCACUCUCUUUUCUUUCAAUUCAGCGGUCCAGUACGUGGGUGGAGUAGUUGCCACUCCCUUCGCCGGCUACCUGGCGGACUGGCUUGGACGAAGACGGUCCAUUACCCUCUCCUGUGUCAUCACCAUCGUUGGUGCAAUCUUGCAAGGUGCCGCGCAGAAUGUUGCCAUGUUCAUUGUUGGACGCUUUAUCAUCGGGUUCGGCAUGGCCAUUGCGCAAACGGCAUGUCCUAUCUACGUCGCAGAAACGGUCCCUCUUAAGCAUCGGCCAUUCGCACUUGGCCUCUACUAUGCAUGCUGGAACCUUGGAACCAUAUUAGCCAGUUCCACUUCUUUCGGAGUUCGGAAUUAUACCUCAAACUGGCAGUGGAGAAUUCCCAGCUUGAUACAGGUUCUCCCAGGUGUAAUUUGCAUGGCCAUCGUGAUGUUUUUGCCCGAGUCGCCCCGUUGGCUUGUUUACCAGGAUCGUCAUGAGGAAGCACUAGAAGUUCUAGCAAUCGUCGGUGCCCAAGGAGAUACAGAAGCUCCCGAAAUCCAGCUUCAAUAUCGCGAGAUCACCGAUACUCUGGCUUUUGAGAAGAGUCGAAAUUUGAACUUGGUGCAGUCCUGGUCCACAAAAGGAAACCGGAAGCGACUCACUUUGGCAUCUACCUUCUCCUUUAUCGUCAUGUGCGGUGGCAGCAAUGUCAUGGUCUUCUAUUUUGGAUCCAUGAUGAGUCAGGCUGGAAUUAAGGACUACAAGACUCAGCUAAAAAUCAGUCUCAGCUUGAGUUGUUGGGCCCUUAGCUUCGCCAUUUUUGGCUCCUGGCUCGCUGGUCGUGUUGGCCGAAAACCCCUUUGCGUCGUUAGUCUGGGCGGGCAAACCGUGUUUCUAUUCAUCUUCGGUGGGCUUGUUGGAAAAUUCGGCACAUCAAACAACAACUCUGGUAUCUAUGCCGCCAUUGCUAUGCUUUUUCUCUUUCAAGCUAUCCAUGUUAUUGGAGUCACCCCCCUCACGGUGCUCUACCCACCUGAAAUCCUAUCUUACGAAAUCAGAGCUUCCGGUAUGGCCUUGUAUACCUUUACCACUAAAGCCCUGGGCUUGGUGACCGUAAUGGUCUGGCCAUUCUCGUUCAAGGGGAUCGGCUGGAAGACCUUCAUGUGGAAUGGAGGUCUGAACAUCCUGAUGGUUAUUGGGGUCAUCUUGUACUGGGUCGAAACCAAGGGCUUGACCCUAGAGGAAAUAGACGAGUUGUUUGACGGGGUUAAGCAUUCAGAUGUGCCUAAUCUGAAGGAAGUCUCUGGCAAAGACAAUGAAAUUUUGAUCUCCACUGAGAUGAUAAAAGAUGCAUCUAAGCAUGACGGGCAAGCACGCUGA